UUGUGAAUAUUUUUGGGAUUAUGGAUAAGGAUGGAAGACCAUCGAAUUUGGAUCUGAAUCUUAUUUUUUUGGAACCCUCCUUUGCCCUAGAUUGGGUUCACUACUCUCGAUACCCUUUCUUCGCUAUUUUUCAGUCCAUUUUUAACUGACCUCUACACUAUUUCCCCCAUGUCGAUAGAUUAUCUGAUAAUAAAAUUGGCAGAACAAAAAAUUCGUCGAAAUAAAGACGGCAGACCACGUAAACGUUCUCAACACACAAAAGGCAACAAAUUAUGGGAAUUUAUUAGGGAUGCAUUAAAAGACCCAAGAACCUGUCCUUCAAUUGUUCGUUGGGAAGAUCCUUCUGAAGGAGUGUUUCGAAUUGUUGAAUCUGAACGGCUGGCAUUUUUGUGGGGACAGAAGAAGAAUAACCAAAAAAUGACUUAUGAGAAGUUGAGCCGAGCAAUGAGGUGAGGGAGAGAAGAAUUUUUUUAAGAGAUUUUUUAGAAAGAGGAAUUUAUUUUAAAUAGAUUUUUUUUGGAAUUUUAAGGGGUUCUUGGAUUUUUUGGAUUUUUGAGAUUGUGGAUUUUAAAGAUGGGACUUUAUUUUUUCCAAAAUAUUUUGUCGACAUUUUUUGUUGCCGAAUUUGAUUUUUGGCUUGAUUUUUUCUAAUUAUUUUAAGUCACCCUUUUGGUAUUUUUUUUUAUUUUUCGAGGUUUUAAAUAUUUUUUGAGACUCCCGCAUUGUAAACCCUAUAAUGAUAUAAGCCAAUUGAUAUAGGAUAUAGGCCAGAUACUUGUGCGAUAUAUCCAAAGAGUACCGAUAUAGGUAAAGCCCAUAACUCACAUGAGCCCCAAUCCUUUAUCUUUUUUUUUUCUAAAAUGAGAUUACAUAUAAAGAGAGAAAUCAUCAACAGGAUAUUUUUUACCCUCUUAAUUUUUUUCUUUUCAGGACUUAUUACGAAAAGCAAAUACUUGUUCCUG
Meloidogyne enterolobii is the source of this 962-nucleotide messenger RNA. Lineage: Eukaryota; Metazoa; Nematoda; Chromadorea; Rhabditida; Meloidogynidae. The record is from the annotation of a GenBank genome assembly.